Molecule: messenger RNA, 1878 nt
Organism: Diversispora eburnea
Lineage: Eukaryota; Fungi; Glomeromycota; Glomeromycetes; Diversisporales; Diversisporaceae
Source: the annotation of a GenBank genome assembly
AUGGUCGCGUUUAAUCGUACUACUUUGGAAGAAGUGAUAAAAAAACGUUUUUUUUUUGCUCCUUCCUUUCAGAUUUACGGAGGUGUUGCGGGUCUUUAUGACUAUGGACCAGCAGGUUGUGCUCUACAAGCUAAUAUCCUUGAUUUAUGGCGUAGACAUUUUGUUUUAGAAGAAGAUAUGCUUGAAAUGGACGGUUCCAUUAUGACGCCAGCAACCGUUCUAAAAACUUCCGGUCACGUGGACAAAUUUACAGACUGGAUGGUGACUGAUACCAUAAAUGGUGAAAUUUUUCGUGCCGACCAUCUAGUAGAAACAGUUUUAGAAAAAAGAUUAAACGAAGAUAAACAAGCCAGGUUAGCGGAGCUUGAAGGAACGAAUGUGGUGGCGAGUAAAGAUAAAAAGAAGAAAAAUAAGAUUAAGCCAGUAAAGUUGGAUGAGAAUAUGAAAGCAGAAUAUGAAAAUAUAUUAGCAAAGACGGGAAAUGAUUUGUCUAAACCUGUUGAAUUUAAUUUAAUGUUUGAAAGCAACAUUGGUCCCACGGGACAGCUAAAAGGUUACCUUCGACCCGAAACUGCACAAGGUCAAUUUCUCAAUUUCAAAAGAUUUCUUGAAUUUAAUAAUGAUAAGAUGCCAUUCGCUUCUGCAUCAAUCGGUCGUUCUUUUAGGAAUGAGAUCAGCCCAAGAUCUGGUCUUCUAAGAGUUAGAGAAUUUACGAUGGCUGAAAUUGAACAUUAUGUGGAUCCAAAUAACAAGGAUCAUCCACGUUUUGAUGAGGUAAAAGAUAUUAAGCUUCAUCUUUUGCCUCAAAAUAUACAGGUGGAAGGAAAAACGAAUCCCAUUGAAAUAUCCAUUGGUGAAGCCGUAGAAAAAAAAAUUGUAGAUAACCAGACUUUGGGUUAUUUCCUUGCUAGGAUACACUUAUUUUUAAUUAGACUUGGAAUUAAGAAUGAGAGAUUACGUUUCCGUCAACACAUGCCAAAUGAAAUGGCUCAUUAUGCUUGUGAUUGUUGGGAUGCAGAAAUCCAAAGUAGCUAUGGUUGGAUUGAAUGCGUUGGUUGUGCAGAUCGUUCUGCAUAUGAUUUAACAGUUCAUUCAAAUCGUACAAAAGAGAAACUCGUUGUGCGAGAAAAUUUAUCGGAGCCAUUAGUUUAUGAAAAAACAGUUCUAGAAAUUAACAAAAAAGUCUUUGGUCCUAAAUUGAGACAAAAUGCAAAAGCUGUAGAAGAUUAUUUGUUUAGAUUGGAUGAAGAGCAAUUAAAGGCUUUGAAAAAAGCAUUAGAAGUUGGGAAUGGUAAAACCACAGUUCCCGGUACUGAUGGUAAAGAAUAUGAGGUCUUUAGUGAAUUUUUCAAUAUUGAGAGGCAAACUAUUACAGAAUAUGUUAGGGAAUAUACUCCUAAUGUAAUAGAACCAUCAUUCGGUAUUGGUCGUAUCUUGUAUUCAUUAAUUGAACAUGUAUUUUGGGUUCGUGAAGAUGAUGAACAGAGAGCGGUUUUAUCAUUCCCACCACGUGUUUCGCCAUUUAAAUGCUUGCUGGUUCCUUUAAGUAAUAAUCCCGCAUUUUCUGACCUUGUCCGUGACCUCUCUGCCAGACUUCGUAAACUUAGUAUUGCAAUUAAAGUUGAUGAUUCUUCUAAUUCAAUUGGUCGUCGAUAUUCACGUAAUGAUGAACUUGGAACACCAUUUGCGAUUACCAUCGAUUUCCAAUCAGUAAAUGAUAAUACUGUAACGUUACGGGAGAGAGAUACCACAAAACAAAUCAGAGAAAAGGUUGACACUAUUCUUCAAGUUCUCAAAAAUUUGACAGAAGAAGAAAUUACAUGGGAUGAAGUUAUGACAAAAUAUCCAGUAUUUGUACAACAAGAACUUGAUUCAUAA